AUGAAACUUUUGAACUUUUCUUUUCUAACAGGUUUGCGUAUUCUUGCUUUUCCUUGCAAUCAAUUUGGUUAUCAAGAGCCAGGCAAUGCUGAAGAGAUUCAAUGCUUCGCUCGUGAUCGAAAAGUUCAAUUUGACUUGUUUGAGAAGAUCGAUGUGAAUGGAAAGACUGCGCAUCCAUUGUGGCAAUUUUUGAAGAAGGAACAAGGUGGAACAUUAUUCGAUGCCAUCAAGUGGAACUUUACAAAGUUCAUCGUUGAUAAGAACGGGAAACCAGUUGAACGUCAUUCACCCAACACAUCGCCCAAGGAAAUGUUGAAGAAUUUGGAAAAAUAUUUCGAUGCUAAAGUCGAAUUAUAA
Molecule: messenger RNA, 357 nt
Organism: Clunio marinus
Lineage: Eukaryota; Metazoa; Arthropoda; Insecta; Diptera; Chironomidae
Source: the annotation of a GenBank genome assembly